Molecule: messenger RNA, 9175 nt
Organism: Tachysurus fulvidraco (yellow catfish)
Lineage: Eukaryota; Metazoa; Chordata; Actinopteri; Siluriformes; Bagridae
Gene: nsmfb
Product: NMDA receptor synaptonuclear signaling and neuronal migration factor b
Exons: 16
Coding region: 496-2214 (572 amino acids)
Biological process (GO): regulation of neuronal synaptic plasticity; positive regulation of neuron migration
Cellular component (GO): cytoplasm; nucleus
Source: RefSeq, a predicted model, not a curated record
GAUCCGUAACGCAAGCAUCGAUUAACUGUUACGAAAAUGCUGCCAUUUUAAAUCUAGACACUGUGUGUUCAGUAUCAUUUCUUAUUGGUGUUAUUACUACUAUUGCAGCAAUGUUUACUGAUCUGUCAUAGCUCUAGUUGUAAAAGAACGGAGCGUGCGCGCACGCACACGCACACACAUACACGCCGGCGCGUGCGCGCACACGGAGAGCAUGAUGCUGGCAGCGCGGUACUUGACUACCGGAGCUCCAGGUUGCGCAUUAUUUCACUUAUCUUUGGACACGAGAACGCACAGAGCCAUGAAGCUCAGCUCAGAGUGAGGAACUAGCCGGAUAUCUCACCAAUCCAGUCGGAGAACUACACAGGACGAGGCGGACGUGCGCCUUCAUCCUGAGGACCUUUCUCCAUCUUUUGGUAUAUAAACAUUUCUCAGUCUUCUUGUACUGCGGACUAGUGGAAUGAGCUGCUUUUGUUCCGCUGUUGCUUCCAGUGCAGUAUGGGAACUGCCGUGUCCAAAAGAAAGAAUUUAAGGAACGAUGCCAUUUCUUCCGUCGCCGCAAAAGUUAGAGCAGCUCGAGCAUUUGGAGAGUGCCUGUCGCAAAGCAACCCUGAAAACCGCAACGGAUCAGAUCACCUGCUGUCUGACACCUUUGUUGGCCAAGAUUCUGAAUCCCCAAGCAUUAGCUGCCUGCACAACAAUAACCAUCUGCAGCCGUACUCUAGAACAUCUCCCGUAGCCAAGCACACGCAAGAUCAGCCAGAUCCGGGCCUUGUGCCAGUUCCUGUGUCCACCAGUGCCAAGCGUCGUCUCUCUGUGGAGCGCAGCCUCUCAUCAGAGGAUCAGCCGCAAUCCCAGCAGCCACUACAGAGUUCAGUGAAGCCAGCACACGUCUAUACCAUCAGUAGGGAAGGUGGCAUGCUGGGGGCCAGGGGUAGCGAGGAGAGCCUGGAGCUUGAGGUCCUAAAGGGCCCCCAAACUCACACCAACCACCAGAGGACAAGCCGGCGCAGUGGUCAUGCCCACCACCAUCAUGCUCCAUCGUCUCAGCCAUUACAGAGCUCAGGAAGUGCACAUAACAUCCACGAUUGGGGUUCGAGACGCAGCAGUUCGAAAGAGGACUGUCCUCCGAGGCCACCAUGUCACAGCCAGCGUUCACUCGACCUUGAAACGGUGCCAAGAGAUGCCUCUAAGCAGCGCAAGAAACUUGAGAGGAUGUACAGUGAGGAUCGGGUGUCCACUGAGGACCGAGAAGAUCACACCAACAACUGGUUACCCAAAGAGAACAUGUUUAGCUUCCAGACCGCCACCACCACCAUGCAAGCAAUAUCGGCUUUCCGCGGCUUUGCUGACAGAAAGAGGAGGAAAAGAGAGCAGGAGGCCACCACACUGAUUGAGAGAAACUUCCGGAAGCACCUGAGGAUGGUGGGCAGCAGGAGGAUGAAGGCCCAGUCAUUCGCCGAUCGCAAAGCGAAGAGCUUCAGCCGCUCCUGGAGUGACCCUACACCCGUCAAGCCAGACUCGCUCCACGACUCCAGAGACAGUGGAGAUCUGCAGGCAUCCUCAGGCACUCUUGAUGAGGGGGAGUACGAUGAUGUGGACUGGGAGGAGGAGAAAGAGCUGGAGCGUCUGGCUUGUGAAGGCGAUGACUUCAUUCCUCCUAAAAUCAUGCUGAUUUCAUCCAAGGUUCCCAAGGCGGAGUAUGUGCCCAACAUCAUACGUAGAAACGACCCAUCCAUCAUCCCUAUCCUCUAUGACCACGAGCAUGCGACUUUUGAUGAUAUACUGGAGGAGAUUGAAAAGAAACUCACCGCCUACAGGAAAGGCUGCAAAAUUUGGAACAUGCUUAUCUUCUGUCAGGGAGGACCAGGACAUCUUUAUCUCCUGAAGAACAAAGUGGCCACAUUUGCUAAAGUGGAGAAGGAGGAGGACAUGAUUCAGUUCUGGAAAAAACUUGCUCGGCUUAUGAGUUUGCUGAAUCCCGAACCAAAUCUCAUCCAUAUUAUGGGCUGUUAUGUGCUGGGCAAUACAAAUGGAGAGAAGCUUGUGCAGAACCUCAAGAGGCUGAUGAGACCAUAUGCUGUGGAGUUUAAGAGUCCUCUGGAACUCUCUGCACAAGGGAAGGAGAUGAUCGAGAUGUACUUUGACUUCCGUCUGUUCCGGCUGUGGAAAAGCCGGCAGCACUCCAAACUCCUCGACUACGAUGACCUCUUGUGACAUCUUGUCCUUUCUCUUUAGAGCGCCCGAGAAAGGCGCGUAGCUCCAUUUAGGGCCCUAUCGUGGCUGUGUUCCCCUCUAGAGCCUCAGUGUAAACGCUCUGAAGCUGGAGGAAGGUGAUGAGGAAGCAUGAAGAUGGCUGUUGGAAUCGUUCGCGCCGACAUGCGGACGAAGGCAGGAGAUUCAGCCAUUGCUGGUGUCAUUUGAUGUCCAGACCUUUUGAACUCAUGCCUAGGAAUGAGAAAUAUAAUGGAUAAUGCUGAUGGAUGGUAGGUUCAUCUAGAACUUAAUGAUCUGUUUGAACGGAAAUGGAUUUUCUUAUGGGACAUCCCAGGAAAGGAAACUAACAUAGCCACAUUUGUUGUUGAGUAGCUGUGUUGUAAUGAACCAACAGGGACCAUUUUUGGUCUUUGCGAUUCAGUCUUCUUUAGCAACUUAGAAAAUACUUCUAUGUUCUUUAUCAGGUAGAGACAGUAAAAUGCUUUACUAAUCUCACAGGACUCUGUAUAGUACUGUAGUCAACAAAUUCAUCAUACUAUUCCUUACUUAUUCAGAGCAUUGAUAUUUUUUGACAUACGACCUGAUUUUUUUUCUGGAGGAGAACUCAGGUUUUAUAAAGUAACCUCCCUGACCUUCUUCCAUAGUCAAUAAGAGAACAGGCUGGUAGACAACAAUGAUUCAUAAUUACUAACAGGAGUAAUGGGAGUUGUGGAAAACGAGAGGUCAGACAACAUAUAAUGUAGAAUUUCUUUUGAGUCAGUGUGUGUGUGCGCACUAGAUUUUCAUAGAGUUAGAAAUUAGAUUUUUAAUGCUUGAGUAAUGCUUGCGUAAAAUUUUUGGGUAUUGCUAUGUAUUUCAGGGCAGAUGCUAGAUUUAAAACCGCCGUCUCCGUCAGAUGUAGGUAUGUGCCAGUGACAGAGCAGCAUUUGGUUCAACACGGCAUCACACUUACAAAUUUAAUACAAAUCAGAUAAAUUUAGAAAUUUAUAACAGGAUUAGGUUCACAUGCUGAAAAAAGUUCCGAUAUUGUUUUUCAAAAUUAAUUAAAAAAUUAGCUAUAUUUUGUUUUUUAACUUAUAUCGAAGGUUUCUUUCAUUGUAGUAACGUUAAUAUUUUUUAUAGUAAUAUCAGAUUAAAUCCUUGAAUUGCGGAGAAUUUGGUCCACUGAACGAAUGAAAAAUUGAGCUUAAUUUAGAAACCUGAAAAUUUGGUAAGUUUUCAAUAAAUAAAAACCCUAUUAAAAGUUAAACAGUUAAAAUGCUGCCAAAUACAAUAGUGUGGUGAUAUUGUGCGAAGUAUGUGAUAAAAAGCUAGGUCAUUUAAAUGAAAAGCAUAUUUCAUAGAGUAGAUGAUAAUAUUAGUUAAAUCUGUUUCAUGUUUAUUAUUGAGGUGUACUGAUAACCUGAAGUUCAUCCUGAGUGAUAUUGUUGUAAAACCUCUCGUACAUACACGUGUGUGCAUUCCUACAUGUUCAGAUGUCUACUGCUGCUUUGUUAAUGUAGACCUUUAUCUCUAUAACAUUAGAGGGAAGUACCAGAGCUAAUGCUUCUUUAUAACAUAAGGCUAAAAGCCGCUGUUCUUCGCAAUACUUCUUUUAUGAUCAUAAUCAUUAACAAACAAAUGCUGCUGUGAGAGAUUUUAGAUCAUGAUUUUAAAUUAAACUUUUAAUCUUGCCAUAAAAGAUUUGGAGGUUUGUCUGUACGCAAAUGAGCCUAAAAAUAAGUAAUAAGGUAAAUAAUACAAUACAGUCAGUGCAGUUAUAGGAAAAAGAGCUAUUCUUACUACACCAAAGUUGAUUGUUUUAUUAAUCUUAUACCACUGCAUAUUAAUCCUGCUGUAGUAUAAUAUUAAUUUGAUUGGUCUUAUACCAUAGCAUUGUUGUAGGAUUUAUCUGUUUAUAGUUAAUAGUUUAUACUCUUAACUGUUAAUUCCUUUAAUUUUGUUUUAAGUUCCUGUUAUGUCUAUGUUUCUUUCUCUCUUUAAGUUUAUAUAAGAUCCUUCCUGAAGGUUUCUGUGUCUAAAAGUUUAGUCACAGAUUUUUCUCUGACUGUUACAACACACAGACACUGGAGACUCCUUCCGUUAAUGUUAAACACAAAACAAUUCAUUUUUAAUCAGGCCCUCUAGGAUUUCACGUUCUUGCGAUCGCAGAAAUCAACCCAAAAGCAGUGUCUGGGGCAGUCUGUAACUGUAAAUUUUUCACAGAUUUGAGUUGAGACAUUUCAUUUGACGUCAUCACCGAGUAUUCAGUCAAAGCCCUCAUUUGAAAGAAGCUCAAAAGGAGAAUCCCGUGCUUGCAAUUUCACCAGCUCAAGUAGUUUUCUUAAGAAAAAGAAAUCAUAAAAAUCUGCAAGUUGCUUUGCAAAUUUUGGUGAAAAACUAAUGAGGUAAAAAGAGGUGGAAUUGUUCUAGAUUUAAAAGUGCCAUCCCCGUUCGGUUAGACACAGCACCACACUUCCAAAUUUAAAACAAAUCGGAUGAUAAAUAUCUGUAACUUUAAACUACAUACAUAAUCAACAAACAUUGAAUCACAUUUGCUUUUAAAAUUAUAAUAGGGUUAGAUUAAACCCACUAAAAAAAAAUUCCAACCUUUUUAUCAAAAUGCAAAAUAAAACAAUUUUUUUCACAUUAUUUUAUUUGAUUUUUUGCAAAGAAACACAGCAAAAUCAAAUGUUUUUGGUUGCAACCCAACUCAUUUUUCCAGGAGGGAAAUUCCCAGAGGGACUGAUUACAUUUAGGUAGAUCGUUAGCUAGAGCAAGUUCAUUAAUAGAAACAUUGUUUGUAUUUAAACUUUCUGACGAAUCAAAUUUGAGAUUUCAACAAUGCCGUGGUAUAAGCUUUAAAAAUGACCACCUGUGUAUUUGCUGAUCAAUUUUCUUGAUCAAUUCUGUAAUAAGUGGAGAAUGUUUAAUCUUCCAGCUCCUGUCUCAGACAUUUAAUUUUUUCCAGCACUGUGCUGUUUGAUUUUCUUCUGCCGUUUGGUUGCAUUUAUUAUAUAUCCAUGUAUGUACGAGCCAAGGAUAUAUAGGUCAACAAGAACAAUAGCGCUGACCUUAAUGAGCUCAUCAGAGGCCUGGGCUCGGAGCCAGUCACAAAGGCGAGAACCAUAAGGACACAGCAAGUGAUGUAGAACCAUCUGGGUGUUGGGCGCUAAUCUCUUGGACAGGACACCAUGUGACUGUGACUUCCACACAUGCCUCACCUAAAGCUGGAGCGUGAUAUUCCAAUGAGAUUGUGAGAUUUCGCAGAUCGCUAAAUGUCUGGAAGUUUGUUCUGAGUCAUGAAUUACAUCGCCCCCGUCGGCUACGAGACUGAACUCUGAGCUCAGAGGAAGUUUUAAACCUGCAUGUCUCUCAAUAGACAUCUUUGAAUUCAUGGCUUUAUUUGGUAGCAAUAGACAUUGUGACAUCAACUGUAGAAUAUUUGUAUGUGAAAUGUGUUUUCAUGUGUAUCUCAGACUAUCGUUUAUCAGUCACUGACAUCGGCGUCGCAAUAGAGUGUGUGAGAAACAUGUUUAGGAUCAGACUCAGGACUAAAAUGCAUAACAGAUAACAGAUAGUGUAUAAGUGUAAUUAUAGAUGUAUUGUAUUAAUAGUGUAACGUUACACUAAGGACACUAUUUAUUGUUUAGAGAAGUCCUUUGUGAGUGUUAUUGUGAGAUUUAACUUUAGAAGGUAUUAUAAACUGACUUUACUAAUAUGUUAUUGAUACCUAGUGCUAACAGGGUAGUGUUCAUAGGGCUACAGAACACCUGCAGAAGCCUUUCAGGACAAAUAAUAUUAACCUACAGAAAAUGUUUGUAAAGUAUUAUUUCCUCAAUUGAAAAGAAAUGACAAAAUCCAGCCACGUAACCUAGAAUUGUUGUUGACAUAAGAUUAUGGUUUGACAUUUUAGGACUGAUGUAUAUUAAAUGGUCUCACUAUACAAUAAAAGUCAUGAACUAAUACCUGAAUUAAUACUUAAAUAUAUAAAUAUGAACUAAUCAUGAGUUAAGUUUUAAUUAAUGAAGAGACUAACUCCUACCCUAACACUUUAGCCCCUAACUCAAUACUAACACCAAAACCCUACCCUAUUCUCUAAUGUUACCCUAACUACUAAACCCAAACCUAAUUCCAACCCUAACCCUCUUACUCAAAGCCCUAACCCCAAGCCUUAACCCCAACCCCAAGUCUAUUACCACAAACAUAACUUUAACCCAUAACCCUAAUGCAUAACCCUAACCCCUGAGCACAAACCUAAAUCUCUUACUCCUACCCCAAACUCCAACCCUUAACCCAACCCCUAAAUACAAACCUAACCUCCAACCCUUAACCCAACUCCUGAAUACAAACCUAACUCUAUCACCACAAACCUAACUUAGGUUAGGUACCCCUACCCCAAACUCCAACCCUUAACCCAACCCCUGAAUACAAACCUAACUGUAUCACCACAAACCUAACUUCAACCCGUAACCCCAACCCCAACCCAUAACCAUUGAGCACAAACCUAAAGCUCUUACCUCUACCACAAACUCCAGCCCUUAACCCCGACCCCUAAACACAAACCCAAACCUCAUAUCCCAACCACAAACUGCAACCCUUAACCCUAACCCUAGCCCCACCCUAACUAAAUUAAAUAUGAUCUAAGACUAAACCAACAGAAAAUAAUCAGAACACUGAUUUAAAUUAACAUUUAAAUUGUCUUUAAAGUCCUGUGUUAGAUUAUGUAUAUGAAUAAAUGUGUGUAGAGCUCUGGAUGAGGAUCAGUGUGACGUUAACGUGUACACUAACAUCAACUAACAAAGUUAUACAUUCUUUUACGCUUGAAUUCUCAAGACUCAUAUUGUGAGUUAAGUUAAUUCAUCAUUAGUUUAUGAAUAGUACAUGCCUUAAUUCAUCAUUAGUUAAUAGUUAAGUUAGUAUUAAUUCAGCUAUCAGUGCAGGAUUAAUCGUGUGCUACUAAUGUAAAGUGUUACCUUAAAUAUUAAAGACAAUUUGUAGUUUUUUGCUCUUCUGGUAUGAUAAGUCCCAUAAUGGUGAUGAUAUUAUCUGUCUAACGCAAUGCUCUAAUUUAGCAAAUAUUAGCGUCAGCGCUAAUAUACAUUACUUACCCUGGUUUUGCCAUUGAGUAUUCAUAAAGAUCCGUUAAGAUUCAUAAAAUACACACAUCUGUCAUUGUGUUUCAUGGAAUCGUUAUAGUACACAUCAGCUUGAACUUUUACGAUGUAGUUAACGAUGUGACUCAACAGGUUUUCAGGUCAAUGUCAAAACCAAGUGCCUAGUACUUUCCAGCUGAACCUUUAUUAGCAUCAAUGUCACGUCACCAUUAUGUGUCUGUGUCACGACAUCCUGACAGCUCAAAAGAAAACUUCACCUUGAACCACAGUAAAAAUACUGUAUCUUCAUAAUUGUCUAUUUUAAAUAGAGAAUUAUCUCAAGCAUAAGGGUUAGAUUCUGUUCUUACUACAUUCAGUGUCACAAUCACAGUGAGAAGUCCAGUGAAGCAGAAACAAAUGUUGUGCUAUGAUGCGUUAUGUCAUCGACCAGGCGUAGCUAGCUAGAGUUUUAAGAUGACUAGCACUUUUUUAGAUGUUAGAUCCAGAAUUCAAACUGAACUGCUUGAGAAGAUUGUACACACGAGGAAGUGAGAGAGCUGGACAGACUAACAGACUAAAGCUCUUCUUCAUCACACUUUAUAUGUCAAAUUGAAGCUAGGGCUAAAUCCAAAUCUAAAAAUCAUGGUCUAUCGGCAUUGUGGGUAAACCAGUAGCUGAGUGAAAAUGGACCAACAUGUUAAUGAAAAAACACAAAAAAAUCAACACAACUGAACCACUCAUGAUGACAUAUGGAUUGUUUAUUCAGUAUAGAUAUUUUCUUUCAAGUCAGACCAAAAAGUUGAUCGGUCUCUUCAGGAUUCUGUGAAAAUCAAGCUAACACAUUGAGAAGUUCUCACUCUGAUUUUCCAUAAAUUUGAGCCAGGAUGCAUUUAGCGAUGUCAUCAAAAUGCACAUUUAGCUAGAAAUUCAUUGCAUAUGUGUUUUCACCAGAAGAAGUUUAAGAAAGAAUCCCAUCCUUGCAAUUUCACUAAGUAGUUUUCAGCAUGAACUUUGGAAAAAACAAAACAAAACAAAAAAAAAAACAACAGAAAAAUAAUUUUUGGCUGAUACUCAGAAUUGAUGAUGAAUUGAUCACAGAAUUGAUGAUGAACUGUUGAAAUGAAAUAACCCUUUAUAAAUAUUUCUAUAGGUUUACUGUAUCCCACGGGUUAUUGAGGUGUCAGAAAUCUCUAUGAACACUACUCACUUUACAAAAUAAAGCGUUACUCAUAUAGCAUAAGGUUUGAUGUCAAGGAUGAGUGCGUACUGAUUUUAAGGGGUCUGCAUUUAUAUUCGAUGAAACGGAAUAAAAUGUGCACGGCAAAAAGUUCACGAUAAUGUUCAAUGUCAGGAAAGAAAUCACACUGGGGUCCUUUUGACCAUCUGAUUGCUUCUUGGAAAAGUGGACUGCAGAAAUUCAAAUCAAAUCAUUUCUCAUCAGCGCCUUGAAUAAUCGAAUCGCAAAUGAAACCUUCUGAAGCAGGCCCGAAGACUAAGGUCCUUUUGGUUGUCCUGUUGCCAUAACGUUCUUUUCUAAAAUGACUCCAGGGAUAUUGAUUGGAUUAAAUUCCUGACUGAUUGGCAGUAUCGUGAAUGCGCUGCAUGGUGUCGGCUCACAGGAAUGAAAAGCCAGGAGUCGAGGACACUUAGAAUCGUCCGACGUUGAACUUAACGACUCCUCUGGUAAUUUUGAUACAAUGAGCUAACUCAUGGUUUAUAUCUUUAUUAGUCCAAUAUAUUUAUUUAUUUCAGAAAUUCUAUUAGAAAUCUACAGAUUUACUGUAACGCUGUACUUACACAGUUGUAUGGUUUUACCUUGUCCUGUAGCAGUACAGCACUGAGCAUUAAAGAUGUUUCUAAAAUGGAUUUUUCAAUAAAAAUCUAGG